Messenger RNA from Lynx canadensis (Canada lynx), 360 nucleotides. RefSeq names its product growth hormone releasing hormone (gene GHRH). The transcript is spliced from 4 exons. Gene Ontology annotation, biological process: adenylate cyclase-activating G protein-coupled receptor signaling pathway; positive regulation of multicellular organism growth; positive regulation of growth hormone secretion. The record is from RefSeq and is a predicted model, not a curated record. Bases 1 to 360 code for a protein of 119 amino acids. NCBI's taxonomy places the organism in Eukaryota, Metazoa, Chordata, Mammalia, Carnivora, Felidae. Gene Ontology annotation, cellular component: perikaryon; extracellular region; terminal bouton. Gene Ontology annotation, molecular function: peptide hormone receptor binding; neuropeptide hormone activity; growth hormone-releasing hormone receptor binding.
AUGCUGCUCUGGGUGUUCUUCCUGGUGAUCCUCACCCUCGACAGUGGCUCCCACUGCUCCCCACCAUCCCUGCCCCUCAGAAUGCCUCGGUAUGCAGAUGCCAUCUUCACCAACAGCUACCGGAAGGUGCUGGGUCAGCUGUCUGCCCGCAAGCUACUGCAGGACAUCAUGAGCAGGCAGCAGGGAGAGAGAAACCAGGAGCAAGGAGCAAAGGUACGGCUUGGCCGUCAGGUGGACAGCGUGUGGGCAGGUCAAAAGCAGAUGGCGUUGGAGAGCAUCCUGGUGGCCCUGCUGCAGAAGCACAGACACAGCUCCCCAGGGAUGACAGGACUGUUUGUGGAGAAACUGCUGUAUUUUUGA